CCUCAUCUCAUCCACGACUGAUCCAUAGCAUACCAUUCCGUUCCUCAAAGCUCUCUUAUCAUAUCAAAUCAACAAUGGCGUUCCCUAAGGUUUUCUUCGACAUGACGGUCGGUGGCCAGCCUGCUGGAAGGAUCGUGAUGGAGCUGUACACGGACAAGACUCCCAAGACCGCUGAAAAUUUUAGAGCACUCUGCACCGGAGAGAAAGGAGUCGGACGUAACGGCAAGCCUCUCCACUUCAAGGGGUCUUCCUUCCACCGCGUGAUCCCUAACUUCAUGUGCCAGGGAGGUGAUUUCACGGCCGGGAACGGGACGGGUGGCGAGUCCAUCUACGGUGAAAAGUUCGCCGACGAGAAUUUCGAGAGGAAGCACACCGGUCCUGGGAUCCUCUCCAUGGCCAACGCUGGUCCAAACACCAACGGAUCUCAGUUCUUCAUCUGCACUGUUAAGACCGAUUGGCUUGAUGGUAAGCACGUGGUGUUCGGGCAAGUGGUGGAAGGGUUGGACGUGGUGAAGGCCAUCGAGAAAGUGGGAUCGGCGUCUGGAAAGACGUCGAAGCCUGUGGUUGUGGCAGACUGUGGUCAGCUCUCUUAGAUCGCAUGAGAUCUAUCCUCAGUUUUAAAAUUAGCGUCGUGGUCGUACUCUAGUGAGUGGUGUUGGGUCCUCAUCGUGUGUCUCUGCUUUUGCUUUUGUGUUCUUUUUUUUUUGAUCAAAGCUUUUGUGUUCUUUUCAUUUGGUGUAGUCAUGAAAGCUUGGUGUGUGUUCGGUCUCAUGUCACCCUAAUUAGUAGCUUGUUCCAUAAAUAAUGAAUGAGCUUGUGUUUUUACC
This is a messenger RNA of Raphanus sativus (radish), 827 nucleotides long. Its product is annotated as peptidyl-prolyl cis-trans isomerase CYP18-3. Gene Ontology annotation, molecular function: peptidyl-prolyl cis-trans isomerase activity. Gene Ontology annotation, biological process: protein folding; protein peptidyl-prolyl isomerization. Bases 75 to 593 code for a protein of 172 amino acids. The transcript has a single exon. Gene Ontology annotation, cellular component: plasma membrane; cytosol. NCBI's taxonomy places the organism in Eukaryota, Viridiplantae, Streptophyta, Magnoliopsida, Brassicales, Brassicaceae. The record is from RefSeq and is a predicted model, not a curated record.